GACACCCUCUCCGGCCGAUUCUGGCCAUCACAUAGAAUCUUACCCCAAUCCUACACAACUAAAGAAGAUGAAGAUUCGCUCAAGACGUGUCAAAUCAAAGCUUAAAGGGCUCGCGAGCAGCGGUCAACAAGGACAGGUGUCUCUGACACACCUCGAUCCUGAUGCCCUCCAGAUCAUUGCCGAUAACCUCUCAGUCAAAGAUGCGCUCUCCCUGUCUGUCGCAUGCUGGUCCCUGAGGAAUUUAGGAUUGCGAUCUGCGCUCAGAAAUUACAAUCCUGAAACGUUUUCACCGCGCAAAUUCGUUGCGUUCUGCAACUUCAUCUUCGCCGAUCCUGCGAGAUUGUCCUAUAUUCGCUCCGCGAAGUUGCCGGAAACCAGAUAUUCACACUUAUCGCAACACCGCUUUUCUGCUGCAGCCACCAUGUGGGCAAAAUCUUUAGCUCGUCUUCUCAGUGGCGCCCCUGCUUUGCGAUCGCUAUCAAUGCACAGCUUGGAUAUGAUGAUUUCUAAACAUCCUCCCCUUGCUCUUGACCUUCGUAAUUGCUCCGCUCUACAGCACAUUGAGCUGGCGCAGUUAUCCGCUCAGUCACUUCGACAUAUACCAAACAAUCUAUGCACGUUGCGUCUGGAAGAGAUCUGCGAGAGCAGGGAGGGCCUUUAUUCACUGCUUUCUGCCACUUCAUCACUCCCUCAUCUGCACACCCUUGAAUUGCGCUUUGUCAUCCUAUCAGAUCAUACGCGAGACGAGAUCCCAAUCUACCCUCCCCGGGUAUCCUCGACUGUAAAACACCUCAUCCUCUGGUCAUGCCAACUAUCCCUUAUAUCUUUAGCCCAUGCAUUCCCUGACGUGAGGGUAGCCGAGAUCUAUGAGAUGCGCGAUCGUCAUCUGCUGUCUUGCACGAACCUUUCCGCGCCGUGCCGAUAUAGGUCUCAAUGGAAUCGUCUCAAGAUGAUGCAUACCGACAUCGUGUUUGGUGCCGGCUGUAACCACGUCGUCGGGCCUAUUCGCCACCUCAUACUUUCCAUCACGCGAUACUGGGAUCAGUCCGUGUCAAGGGUGGAGGCAGAGGUCACAAUACCCCAGCAUCAGUACAGAGAACUUUUCAAUCUCUCUGUAGAAUGCUGUCCUCCUCGGCGUACCGACCGGGUUAUCGAGGAGCGGAUGACGUCAGCGCUCCAGACACUUCUACCUCUACAGCUCGAGAGGCUCGAGCUACACUAUAAGAUAGCCAGUGGGGGAAUCCCUCACAGGGAACCAUCACAACGGCCGGACAUUCUGAAGAAGUAUCUCUGUGCAAUUCUCAAAGCUGCGGAGUCGCUGCCUACACUGACCUAUCUGGGUGUGCGGCAGAGAGCCUCCAAUCCUCAGAGAGCUUCCGGGGAGGAUGUGGAUGGUCCCUACAAGCAGACUUGGUGGAGGUUUGAGGAACAGGAUGGAAGGCGAGAGGCUUGCCUUGUACCGAUGGAAGAAUGGAAGUUGCUCGUUGAUGAAUGGGGUAGUGCUUAAAUAUCAGGUAUCCGUGGGCGGAUGUGCGCCAUCGUCGGAAAAUGGCUGCUUUGUUUAGUUUUCAACGGCAUCUCUGGGCUACAGUUGGACCGACCUUUGUCUGCUGGGCGGUUCAUGAUACUCGGCACAUUGUUCCCAGUCAUAUCUGCUGCAAAUAAUGCUAGAUGUAGAACCCGACGCCAGCAUAAACAUUGGAAGAAGCUUUGC
Messenger RNA from Laetiporus sulphureus 93-53, 1714 nucleotides. RefSeq lists its product as uncharacterized. The record is from RefSeq and is a predicted model, not a curated record. Bases 68 to 1507 code for a protein of 479 amino acids. Lineage: Eukaryota; Fungi; Basidiomycota; Agaricomycetes; Polyporales; Laetiporaceae. The transcript is spliced from 2 exons.